AUAACCAUGCAGGUUGCAAGUGAAAGGAAGCGUCUGUGUGAUUAGGACUAUCACAAGGAAAAAAAGAAGACGAAGGGACUUUGUUGGCUGCUAAAUCAGUAACAAACGUGUUUUUUCUGUUACCAUGGAUACAGCAGAUGAGAGUUUUGAAGAUGACAGCCUAGGCAUUCAGGCAUUCCAUGUAGAGUCUGAUGAGGAUGACCUUGACCUUGAUGUCCCUCCUACUACUGGGAAUGAAUACCUCAGACGUGUUAGGAUGGAGGCAAGCGGUUGUCCGAAAGUUGUUGUUGCAGAAGACCUUGAUGUUCACUCACUUAACAAGAAACAGACAGUCCAUGUGAAAAUGUGGAUAGGUGACCAUCAGCCAGCUCCAAGAGGCUUUGCUCCCAGUUUACAGUGGCAAAAUAUGCAGGUUGCAAACUUUGCUGAACAAAGACAAAGGCUUGUGAGGUACAAAGCUAAGAGAAAAACACUGAAAGUAGAAAAAUUGCCUACGGUGCCACAUGCAAAUGAUGUUGAGGCAUGGUGUAGAUUAUGUUUUGGUCGCCUCAGACCUCCAGCCAGGCUCGGACAGGACCCUUCUGUUACUAAAUCAGAAUUGAUGGAUCCUUCUGUUGUAAAGCCAGAAUUGAUGGAUCCGUCUGAUGUAAAGUCAGAAAUGAAUACCACAGACAAUGAAUUACAUAUUAAAAUGGAGUCUGACAGGGAGAUAAAUGAUACUGAAAAAUCAGGAAGUACAUCGGCAGUAUUUCCUUCCCAUGAGGGUAUUUUACCUUUAGUGAGUGUGAUGGUUGCUAUGGAUCAGACAACAGUGAUCAAGGUACUAGAAUAUCAUCUCAACUGGUUUGAAGCCACUGGAUUUACAGAAAGACAGGGUUAUUGGUUUUACGCUUUGUUAGUCAGUUUAGAAAAGCCGUUACUACCUGAUGCCUGUUCCUUGCUACGAGGUCUGGCGAGAGCAUGUUCAAGAUUACGUGCAUCUUUGGAAAGCCCUGAUGACCCAAGACUGACACCACUGAACUUAUUCAUCUGUUUGAUAUCAAGAUAUUUUGACCAAUCAGAUCUUAUGGACAGUGUCACAUGACAUGUGAUGGACAGUUGUUUUAUCAUUUUUAAAGUUAUUAAUGGAAAAUUAUUGAUGAAAAGCUGAGAUUUCAAUACUUGUUUGUGUACAUGUAUGGCCAGAUUCAACUAUUGUACCCCCCGGCAACAAAGUUGUAAGGGGGGGUAUACUGGUUUCAGGUUGUCUGUCUGUCUGUCUGUCCGUCUGGUCGUCUGUCCGUAGACGCAAUCUUGUGCGCACCAUCUCUCCUUAUCCCCUUGACAGAAUUUAAUGAAACUUCACACAAGUGAUCAGUACCAACAGUAGUUGUGCAUGGGGCAUGUUAGGUUCUUUUAGAAAAAAAAUUUGCAGAGUUAUGGGAUUUCGUUUUUUUGUUACUAUACUAUAUACAUAGACACAAACUUGUGCGCACCAUCUCUCCUCAUUCCCUGGACACAAUUUAAUGAAACUUCACACAAGUGAUCAGUACCAACAGUAGUUGUGCAUGGGGCAUGUUAGGUUCUUUUAGAAAAAAAUUUUGCAGAGUUAUGGGACUUUGUUUUUUUUGUUACUAUACUAUAUACAUAGACACAAUCUUGUGCGCACCAUCUCUCCUCAUUCCCUGGACACAAUUUAAUGAAACUUCACACAAGUGAUCAGUACCAACAGUAGUUGUGCAUGGGGCAUGUUAGGUUCUUUUAGAAAAAAUUUUUCCAGAGUUAUGGGACUUUGUUUUUUGUUACUAUACUAUAUACAUAGACACAAUCUUGUGCGCAGCAUCUCUCCUCAUCCCCUUGACACAAUUUAAUGAAACUUCAUACAACUGAUCAGUAACAACAGUAGUUGUGCAUGGGGCAUGUUAGGUUCUUUCAGCGACAAAAAUUGCAGAGUUAUGGGACUUUGUUUCUUGUUAACAUACUAUGUUCAUACAGUCUGCAUAUGCAAUCUUGUGCGUGCCUAAUCUACCAAACCCUUGCACACAAUUUAAUGAAACUUCACACAAGUGAUCAGUACCAACCCUAGUUGUGCAUGGGGCAUGUUACAUUCUUUUAGAUAAAUAUUCUGCAUAGUUAUGGGACUUUGUUUUUUGUUACUAUACUGUAUACAUACAGUCUAUAUACAUACAGUCCACAUAAUUAUGCAGUCUUGUGUGUGUCAAAUAGCAAUGUACUGUGUCAGUGCAUGCGGGGGGUACAUUCAUCACCUUUAGUGAUAGCUCUAGUUUUAAAAUUGUAAAGUGACAAAUUUGACUCCAGAUAAAGAGAUGAAAAUCCCACACAAACGUGUACUGGUACAAAGUAUGAAUUGGGAACCUCUUUAUGUUUGCUUUUAGUCUGAAACAUAGUAUGAAGAGUGUAUGAUGAAACAUGCAGCAUAUAAUUUUGAAAAUUGUUCCAUUUACAUUCAAUUUGAAAGAAUAUGUCCCUGGAUGAGAAUUAUAUUCUUGUAUAUCUGUGUUUAGUAUUUUAUUUAUAACUGAAACUGGAAGUAUACCAGUGCUGCAUUAUGUCUAAGCCUUUGUUAAUCC
Messenger RNA from Mercenaria mercenaria, 2570 nucleotides. RefSeq names its product gem-associated protein 2-like. Gene Ontology annotation, biological process: spliceosomal snRNP assembly. Bases 125 to 1084 code for a protein of 319 amino acids. Lineage: Eukaryota; Metazoa; Mollusca; Bivalvia; Venerida; Veneridae. The transcript has 9 exons. The record is from RefSeq and is a predicted model, not a curated record. Gene Ontology annotation, cellular component: nucleus; SMN complex.